GAGAUAUCCUUGUAUUACAUGUGAUGAUAUGAUUGCUGCUCCCUACUUGUUCACAAUAUAUCAAAUAGGGCGGCAAGUUUCCUGUAAUUCUACUAUUUCCACGCAAAUCAUCUCGUUCUCAUCGCCGUCAAACAACCACGCGCUAAAUCAAAAUCAAAGAAAAUGGCUACUAACAUAGUCAAUCAGCCCUUGAUUGAGAUUUCCAUUGCUACAUCUCCUAAUAACCUCGAGGCCGUCCCCGGCCUUCUGGCGGAUCUUAAGGCAGGCGUUAGUGCGCUCUCUACCGGCAGCCGCGAGGCCCGCCACGAUCUGCUCAUCAAAGCUCGCACUUUGGUCCAGUCUUUGGAGACCCCCCGAGAGACUAUGUUGAAGCAUUGCUGGGCGCAGACUGGUGCCAUGUCUGGUCUUAUCUUCGGAGUUGACACCGGGCUGUGGAAGUUGAUGGCCGAGAAUGGUGAAAAGCCUCAGAAGGUCAGCGAUCUGGCUACGAGCCUCGAGGUCGAGCCACUGCUUUUACGCCGCAUUAUGCGCCACCUUGGUGCCAUGGGUUACAUCACAGAGACAGGAUUCGACGAGUAUAUGCCUACUAAUUAUAGUAGAGCGAUGAGCAUUCCCAUUAUUAGCGAUGGAUAUAUUGCAAUGAUAUCUGGCACCAGCGCUGGGCCAAUCAAGUUUCACGAAUUUGCGCGUAAACACAGGUUCAGAAACCCCACUGAUGCAAAAGAUACAGGCUUAAUGUAUGCCUAUAACGCGGAUAAGGACUUUUUUGAGUGGCAGCGGUCUCUCGGUUAUGACCAGUAUUUUAACCAUCACAUGGGAGGAUAUCGUCAGGGGCGUCCACCGUGGAUGGCACCUGGGUUCUACCCGGUACAAGAGAGACUCAUUGCUGGCGCCGAUACCCAUUCGGAUGCGCCAUUUCUUGUGGAUAUAGCGGGCAAUCUUGGCCAUGACCUUAUGGAAUUUCACCGCUAUCACCCUGAUGCGCCGGGUCGAUUAAUCCUGCAGGACUUGGCCGUUGUCAUUAGUAAGAUUGAGGAUUUAAGUCCAGCCAUUAUUCCCAUGGCCUAUGAUUUCUACACAGAACAACCCGUCAAAAAUGCCCGCGCAUACUAUAUGCAUACUACUCUGCAUGACUGGCCUGAUGAACUUUGUGUGAGAAUCCUCUCCCGAGUCACUGAAGCUAUGAAGCCGGGUUACAGUAGACUUUUAAUCAACGAGAAUGUUAUGCCUCCAUUUGGCGCUCACUGGGAGACAACUGCAAUGGAUAUGCAGAUGCUUAGUCUCCUCAGUACGAUGGAGCGCACUAGGGCCGACUGGUACCACCUAUUAGAAGAUUUAGCCGGAUUGAAGAUAGUGCAAAUUUGGAGCGGCGGCAGUGGUGUUGAGAGCCUGAUUGAGUGUGAGCUACCCUAUCACAAUCAUGACUAAGUGCAAGGAGGAUCAGGUGUUGUCGUUUCUAGCUAUUCUCAGUAACACAUUCACUUUCAAGCUUGGAUUUAUAUACCUUGACUGACC
Fusarium odoratissimum NRRL 54006 is the source of this 1515-nucleotide messenger RNA. RefSeq names its product catechol O-methyltransferase. The record is from RefSeq and is a predicted model, not a curated record. Gene Ontology annotation, molecular function: O-methyltransferase activity. Lineage: Eukaryota; Fungi; Ascomycota; Sordariomycetes; Hypocreales; Nectriaceae. Bases 163 to 1428 code for a protein of 421 amino acids. The transcript is spliced from 5 exons.